UCUCUCUCUCCCUCUCUCUCGCUCUGGUCUUUAGAUAUGGCGUCCUUGCAGUGGCUUCAUUCCCCGCCGAGCUUGGUACUACAAUUGACGGCAUCUAGGCACUGGCGGACAUUGCGCACUCUUUACGGGAACAGAUAGCUGCUGCUGUUGUUGUGGUGAUGCACCAACAAGCCUCGGCUGGCACGCAUCGAGACCACCAUCCGGGAAGGAUUGCUAGUUUGUCACAAGGCGAAGGUAAUGGUGCUGAUGUCUACAAGGACCAUGGAUGGGCACCAGCCCUCCUGAAAUAACCCCCCCACCCCCAUCUCACUCGGCUGGCUGGACGCCCUUUUUUUUUGUUUGUUGCUAAAUCCAAUUCUGGAGCUCAUCUUCACCUCUCCCGUCCAACUCCAAACAUCAAGCCUGCUUUAGCGACAGCUCUGUGGCGUCGAAAAUGACCACGGCACGGUACCGUCCCACUUGGGAGCUGGCCGUGGACCCCCUGGUCUCAUGUAAGCUGUGCCUUGGCGAGUUCCCGCUGGAGCAGAUGACCACCAUUACGCAGUGCCAAUGUGUUUUCUGUACACUGUGCCUGAAGCAGUAUGUGGAACUCCUGAUUAAAGAAGGCCUUGAAACUGCAAUUAGCUGUCCUGACUCUGCCUGUACUAAAAGAGGACACUUGCAGGAAAAUGAGAUUGAGUGCAUGGUGGCCACAGAGAUGAUGCAGCGAUACAAGAAGCUCCAGUUUGAAAGAGAGGUGCUCUUGGACCCUUGCCGGACGUGGUGCCCCUCGUCGACCUGCCAGGCUGUGUGCCAGCUGAAGGAGGCCGACUCUCCGGCGCGGCCCCAGCUGGUACAAUGCGCUGUUUGCGCUCUGGAGUUCUGCUCAGCCUGCAAGGCCAACUGGCAUCCGGGUCAGGCCUGCCCGGAGAAUAGCCUGCCCAUCACCUCUUUCCUACCAGGAGAGAACAGUCCUUUCUACAAGAACGAAGAGGACGACGCGCCCAUCAAGCGCUGUCCUAAAUGCAAAGUUUACAUCGAGAGGGAUGAGGGCUGUGCGCAGAUGAUGUGCAAGAACUGCAAGCACGCCUUCUGCUGGUACUGUCUGGAAUCCCUGGAUGACGAUUUCCUCCUGAUCCACUAUGACAAAGGGCCUUGUCGAAACAAACUGGGCCAUUCCAGGGCAUCCGUUAUCUGGCACAGAACACAGGUUGUGGGUAUCUUUGCAGGGUUUGGCCUGCUCCUGCUGGUCGCCUCCCCCUUCCUCCUCCUGGCCACGCCCAUCGUCCUGUGCUGCAAGUGCAAGUGCAGUAAAGGCGACGACGACCCCUUGCCCACUUAAAAACGCCGUCGAUACGGAAAGCCACUCAAAAAAGGAUGGUGGUCAUCACAUUGUUGUUCCCUUCCUCUCUCUUUUUUUACACCCCUCUCGCUUUGAGCGCUUCUUUUUCCGGGUCAAGCCUGCACGACGGCUGCUUUGGGAUCCAUUGCUCUGCAUGGUAGAUAAGCAGUGUGGCCCGAAAAGACCGUUGUUUUUAGGGAGCAAGUCGGCGCUGCUUUGAGCGUCCUGUUGCUUGUUGCGAGAUACUUUCUCUCCCGCCGACCGCCGCCAUGUAGCGCUACAGGAUCAGUCCAGUAGCAUCACAGCUGCACCGCGUUUGGCGGCGACUCGAUAUGCGCACACUACAGACUGAGAUAGAGACUACCCUCCCUUGAUGAUGUCACGGUUUUAUAACCUCGCGCUUUUAAAUGGAAGUACCGUCUGUCUUGUACUUUUUUCGGAAACCUUGAUUUAUUUAAAGGGAGGACGCCCGCUUUGAGGGUGUUGCCCUUUAAAAUACAGCAAAGCCAAUCAGAGGACCUUUCUUGUUGUUGUGUCUCUUAAUGAGAUCCUUUAAUACACCGCCUACUCCAAAGUAGCCGAAAUGGAAACAGAUAGCCUUAAGAAUUGAGAAUAGCCAAAAGCAGACGUUUCCCUCCUGAGUGUCCAAAUAAAUCAUCCCAGGGAAAAUAUGUACAAAAAGCCCUGGUGAUUCUAUGAUGUCAUCCAUACUUCACAAAAACGAUGUUAGCUCACAUUAACGUCAUCACUCUCAAAAGACAUAACAAAUUGCAAACUUGCAUAUGUUAGUGGUCCAAAGUUGUGUCUGUAUUUAGUUUUUUGUUGGUCGUUACCCAACCUCCAGCAACAAGCAGCUACUCCCUUAACGCGUGAGCAACAGAAAAGAGCCUGUACAGAUGUUGAUAUUAACGAAUGUUCACUUUUUGGGGCGCAUUGCUAUAAAGCUGCUCUGAUAUAUAUACAGUAUAUAUGUAUAUCACUUUAUCUAUGCAAGUUUGUACAUUCUCCUCGUGUAAUGUGCGCCAACAACUGGCUUAUAACAACUAAAGAAAGCUGCAGAAUGUCAAUCGUACAAUUGCAUAUCAUGGGGAUUUAAUCAAAUGUAUGUAUUUCUUCAAAUAGUGGCCUCCUAGAGGGGUUGUCGUAAUUACUUUUCCUAUGACUGCAGAUUAGACGUGGCAUCUGUAAAGAUGGCAUUUACCGUGGGGGUUUUGCUAAACGUUUCUCUGGAAAUUAUUUGGGAGGAAAAAAAAUUAUAAAAUGAAGAUGCCAAUCAACAAAAAGUUAGUUGUGAACACAACCCAUAAAAACCUUUUUAAAAGCAAUCUAAAUCUACCGAUAAGGGCUUUCUGGCGGCCAGGAUAAAAUAGUGUGUUCGGAAAGUACUUUACAGUCCUAUUCCAAAAUGGCAAUUUGUUUUUUUUGUUGUUUUUUUUUAAAAUUGAUUACAAAAAACAAACAAAUACACAAGCAUUCACAGCCUUUGCUCAAUACUUUGCUGAUGCACCUUUGGGAGCAAUUACAGUCUCUAUGUAGGAUGUACAUCCUGAAAAGCAACACUUCCCAUCCAACCUGAUGGAGCUUGAGAGGUGCUGCAAAGAGGAAUGGGCGAAACUGCCCAAAGAUGGGUGUGCCAAGCUUGUGGCAUCGUAUUCAAAAGGACUUGAGGCUGUAAUUGCUGCCAAAGGUGCAUCAACAAAGUAUGGAGCAAAGGCUGUGUUUUUUUUUUUUUUUUUUUAAUGUCUGUGAAUGUUGUCAUUCAUCCAGGUCAUUGUCAUCUCAGGGCAUUCAAUCGAUCGCAACUGGACUGUUUGAUUUGUCUCGGAAGACGUUUCGCCGCUCAUCCGAGUAGGCUUCUUCAGUUUGUGCUCAUAGACUUACAUUAGUCAGAUCUAGUCCAUUAUUUAAUUUAUUUUUUUACCAAUACAUCCCUUAACUAUAAGAUGCCACAUACUUGAAUUUGAUAAAAAGAAAGCUCCCCCCGGCCACUAAAUGAGGAAAUACCAUAUUUAUUAUAUUGUUUUUUUAAUUUCUUUCUUAAAUCAGAUUUGUUUAAUGUCUCCAGAAAUAAGCAGUUGUAGUCCCAGCAAAGUGAUCCAACCCAUCUAAAGCAAAAACUCUAUUGAUUGUAAAAGCAUCUUAACCAGAGGACAAAUCAAAAAGUGUAUUCAAUUUGAAUAAAAUCCAAUGAGAUGUUUGGUUAAGUACAGGACAAAGGUCAUUUUAGUGCCAAAGUAAGGAAUCUACCGUAAAUUCCGGACUAUAAGCCACAAUUUUUUCCCCUAUGCUUUGAGCCCUGUGGCUUAUAAAAAGGUGCAGAUAAUUUAUAGAUUAUUUGCAGACGGCCAAAUUGCAUAUUGUCAAAAAAAGAAGCAACACCACUGAAAAGGUGUAUUAUUUUUUUGUGCUACGGAGCAAUCUUUCGGACGAGUGCGCUCACGGCAGGUGCUGCAGUGCCCUUUUUAUUAGCGCUUUCAACCAGAAGCAAAAUUACCGUUCCGUCUUUUAGCCGUCUGUAGCGUUUUUACUCGUAUGGUUUCUUCAUUCAUCACUCCAAGCAACGUUUGUAAGUUUUACAAUACAACUAAAACUAUUCAUAUCGUUGUUAGCAUUAGUUAAUAUGCUAACAUGUGUACAAGUGUCUGUGUUAGUAUUAUUAACUUACAACGGCAUUCUUUUUGUAUUGUUUAAGUUUCACAAUUUCCUCUUUCAAUUCGCCAAAACGUCAACGUGGAAUUAUUGAGUCUGUCUAGCUGAUAGUCGGUCCAUGACGAUGACGUCCGUUUUACUGCCAUUUUUCAGCCACAGUUUGGAAACAAUCACGGUAUGUAAAUAAACAUUUUCAAAAUCUUUCUGUGUAAAUAACUCUUUUCUCAACGUAUAUAUCUGCGGCUUAUAGUCCGGUGCGGCUAAUAUAUGGAAUAAUUUAGUAGGUGCGGCUUGUAUUCCGGUGCGCUCCAUAGUCCGGAAAAUAAAGUAGUGGUUAAAAAAAUAUCUUGCAUAAGCGAAAGGUCAGCUAACUCAAACUAUUAGGUUUAUGUAGGGACACCUUAUUUUUUUUUAUGUUGAAUUGACAAAAUGCAAUUAUGUCAAAAAAGUUGAAUUCCAAUAUUUUGUGGAAUGUAUUUUUUCAAAUUGCACUGAAAAAAUAUAACUAAUAAACAAAUACAAACCUGAAUACAUUUUUUUAUUUUACAAAUGUAACCCCAAAUUUUACCAAAAUGACGUAUGUUUUUAUUUUAAUUGAACAUCAUUUUUUAUAAAUUAAUUAUAAAUACAAUUUAAACACAAAAUUUGAAUAUUGUGUAAAAGUUUGUUCAUGUCAGCAAUUCAACUUCAAUUAUAAAACUAAUAUGUGGUUCUCAUUACAUGCAAAGUGAGAUAUGUCAAUACUUUGUUGUAAUUUUAAGGAUCAUAGCUUAUAGUUUUGGAUUUUUUUUUUCCCGGAGAGUUCCAAUUUGAAGUUUUUACAAGCCGUAAGUCAUAAUCAUCAACAUGAUAUCAAAAGAAGGCUUGUAUAUCCUGAGUUGUGUGGUAUGAGCCUAUGCCAUAUAUUAGUUUCACCUUGUAAAUCAAAUUGCUGAAAAAAAUUACACUGAAUAACUUCAAACUGCACAGAAAGAUUAUUACUUGGAACAAUAUAUUUUUUUUAAUGUGCACUCAAAAAAUAUACAUUUUUAAUUAUAUUUGAAAUAAUUAUACAAAUAUAACUUCAGUCAAACACUUGCACUUAUCCUGUUUUUUGAAUUUUUACUGAAAAAAUAUCAAUCUAAAUGUGCACUCAAAUAUACAUUUAGAAUUACAUUAAAAAAAAGCAUUCAAAUAUAACUUGAGUGUAACACUUUUGUGCGUGGCUGUACUUAUCUUGUGUUUUUAAAAUCUUUAAACCGUCCUGAAAAAUGUUUUACUUAUUUUUCCUGAUUUGGAAUAUGACUGAUAAUAUUUUUUAAAUAGCAAUCAAUACUUUGCUGGGACUAAACACUGUUCACAAUUUCUGUGUAAAAUAUAGUAUCAUACUAUUUACAGUGGUGGUCAAAAGUGUACAUACACUUGUAAAGAACAUAAUGUCAUGGCUGUCUUGAGUUUCCAAUCAUUUCUACAACUCUUAUUUUUUUGUGAUAGAGUGAUUGGAGCACAUACUUGUUGGUCACAAAAAACAUUCAUGAAGUUUAGUUCUUUUAUGAAUUUAUUAUGGGUCUACUGAAAAUGUGACCAAAUCUGCUGGGUCAAAAGUAUACAUAAAGCAAUGUUAAUAUUUGGUUACAUGUCCCUUGGCAAGUUUCACUGCAAUAAGGCGCUUUGUGAUCACUCCUUUUGACAAAAUUGGUGCAGUUCAGCUAAAUUUGUUGGUUUUCUGACAUGGACUUGUUUCUUCAGCAUUGUCCACACGUUUAAGUCAGGACUUUGGGAAGGCCAUUCUAAAACCUUAAUUCUAGACUGAUUUAGCCAUUCUUUUACCACUUGUGACGUGUGUUUGGCAUCAUUGUCCUGUUGGAACACCCAACUGUGCCCAAGACCCAAUCUCCUGGCUGAUGAUUUUAGAUUGUCCUGAGGAAUUUGGAUGUAAUCCUUCUUUUUCAUUAUCCCAUUUACUCUCUGUAAAGCACCAGUUCCAUUGGCGGCAAAACAGGCCCAGAGCAUAAUACUACCACCACCAUGCUUUACGGUAGGAAUGAUGUUCCUGGUAUUAAAGGCCUCACCUUUUCUCCUCCAAACAUAUUGCUGGGUAUUGUGGCCAAACAGCUCAAUUUUUGUUUCAUCUGACCACCAAACCUUCCUCCAGAAUGACAUUAUGUUCUUUACAAGCGUAUAUAAACUUUUGACCACGAUUGUAUAUUCGAUCCAUCGCUGAUUCAGCAGUUUUUAUGACCAGACACACAACUCAAGUUACAUUAUUGCAAUAUUUACGUUGUUAAUUUCUAUUCUGGUUGAGUUUCUGUAGCAUUUUUAAAGUGAUACAUUUACCAAAAAGAGCAUGAUGAAAAGUAGAUAUCUAAAGCUUAAAAGUAGCUCCAACAUCUGCAGAUCCUUCUUUGUCCUCACAAAACGGUCCUUUCUUCAUGUUAGUAGCCUUAAGUUUUAAGUAUCUUAUAGCUUUUUUUACUCGCCCAUGUAUAAGCAUGAUUAAACUAAAUUUGGCGCAUUUUUUCAACCCUAAAAUUGUGUUUGUAUUCCCCUCAAGGUUAGUAAAUUACUGAUACUUUAUUUUCUUAAUGACAAUUGUGCCAAGCAAAUUUCCUAUAGAAAGAGGGCGGGUGUUGUCUACUGUAUGUGCAUUUUGACCAUGUAUUUGUAAUGUAAUAGCAGUUUUUACAGGGUGGGGAAUAUGUCCUAAUGCUUCUUUAUUGUGAGCUCUGCACUGUAUUUGGGUUUUCAUUGGUUAUGUUGUUAAUAUUGAGCUGUCAUCUGUGUAGUGCCUGGUGUUUCAUGGAGAUUUCAAAAGAUACACUUGUACUGUUUUGUUUUGUUUCAACUUUACAUAUCAGGGGUUAGAAGAAUAACAAAAAAACAAAACAAGAAUGUCUCAUUUAUAUCUUGAAGAGGCACCAAAUGGCAUCAAAUAAAACCCUUUUUUUUCUGUUGCGAGUUAUUUUAAUGCCAUAUAUACAGGUUUUAGCAAGAUUAUUUAAUAUGCAACACAAGUCAAAAGGGCCAAAUUUCAGUCAAACUGCAUAAAGAGAUAGAUGCUGAUUAGGACUUCGCAGAAAUCAGCACAGGUGUUAAUAAGUAAGGGCUUGCUUCUCAAAACAAACAUAAAAUAAGUGGGUUUUUUUGCCCUCGAAGUGUGCAUGAUAUAACCACUCAAGAGAUUCAGCAGCAUGAUUUAUAUGAGAAAUUCUCUCAUAUUUGUGCUUCUUUUUAAAGAACAUUUUCAGCCUUACGUUGUGCAAUUUUGGUGGCCCUUACCUCCACCAACCUGCCUGCCACAUUUGUUUAAUUUCAUACACUUGUUUUACUAUUAAUUUGUUUUGUUCUUUCUUUUUCAAGCCAAACAAAAGACGUUGUAAAAUGACAUAUUUGUAUCAGUUCUGUACAACUUAGGUUCUCUCUCUCUCUCUCUCUAUAUAUAUAUAUCUACAGUUCCACUAACACUGUGAUACCAGGUAUUAAAUGUUGUCUUUUGUGUU
Molecule: messenger RNA, 7449 nt
Organism: Nerophis lumbriciformis (worm pipefish)
Lineage: Eukaryota; Metazoa; Chordata; Actinopteri; Syngnathiformes; Syngnathidae
Gene: rnf144aa
Product: ring finger protein 144aa
Biological process (GO): protein ubiquitination
Molecular function (GO): ubiquitin-protein transferase activity; zinc ion binding
Source: RefSeq, a predicted model, not a curated record